Molecule: messenger RNA, 2115 nt
Organism: Neoarthrinium moseri
Lineage: Eukaryota; Fungi; Ascomycota; Sordariomycetes; Amphisphaeriales; Apiosporaceae
Exons: 5
Coding region: 1-2115 (704 amino acids)
Biological process (GO): proteolysis
Molecular function (GO): serine-type endopeptidase activity
Source: RefSeq, a predicted model, not a curated record
AUGGUGCUUGUUCCCAAGUUUACGCCUGAGCUCCUGAUUUCUGCCCCUCGGCGAGGUCCAGCAGUUCCUAAUCAUGACGGAACGCUGGCGCUUUUCUAUCAGUCAACUCACACUAUCGGUGGGAAGACGUUGAAGGAGUUCCGCGUGCUCAGUAUCGAUACCGGCGAGUCGGAGCAGCUGAUCGAAGAUGAGAAAGCACGUGAUGUGCUAUGGCUGGGCGACGGGUCGAACUCGGUCAUCUAUCUUUGCGGCGGCGAUGGCGGUUAUACCUGGGUGAAGCUUGCAGAUGCUGGGAACCCUUCUGCUGAACCAACCAUUGUGGAUUUCAUCGAGGCACCGGUCAGCGCACUCAAAGUCAGGGCGCUCAAGGAUGGGUCGAUUGCUGUCGUCGUCGUUGGAUUGUCAGACGAAAAUGGCAACCUCUAUAAUGAGGAAUCUGAUAAAAAACAGCACACGGCCAGGGUUACAGAGGACUGGGAACCUCGCAUUUGGGAUUCCUAUACGAAACCACAAAAGUAUUCGAUCUGGUACUCCAGUAUAGUGAAAGAAGACGGCGAUUGGAAACUCAACAAACCCUUGAGGAACGUAUUGGGUGGCACUAACCUUGAAGCUCCUCCCAAUAUGUACGAACCUGGGAGUCACACCAACGAGUUCGACAUCAGCGACGAUGCAAUCGUCUUCACUGCCCGGGACACACAGGUUGAUGAUCCGAUGAAGACAGGACUCACGGGCGUUUACCUUGUUUCGCUGGAUUCAUUCUCCGAACCAGUAACACAGAGCGCAAAGCGAAUCCCCCUGCAGGUUGAAAUCGACCCCAGAACAAGGACUGACCAAGGCCACUGCUCACAGCCAAGGUUCAGCCCUAACGGCUCAAUAGUUGGAUUCCUACGGGCACCUAACGGGCGCUCGAUGGAACAAAGUAUCUUUGUGAAGCUUCCCGAUUCCCGAAGCGCAAUAGACGUGUUCUCCAUGGUCACAGGCAAUAGCUGGAAUUUAUUCCCCAGCGGCUUCGAGUUCGCCCCGAGCGGCCACGCCCUUAACGUCCGCGCCGAAGAUGCGGGUAGGACUGGCCUGUAUCAGGUGGAUCUCCAACCCAACGCAUAUCCCCGGACGAUCCUGAGAAACGGUAGUGUUUCGGCCUACUACCCCCUUCGGCGGGAUAAGGACGAAGCUCUCUUUGUCACCAGUUCAAGUCUAGUGGAGCCAUGGAUCUAUCAGGUUGUCAACACUGAUCCAACUUUGGAGUCGGAGGCGUGGAUAGUCUCCAACGCAUCUCAACAUAGCAACCUUGGCCUCUCUCCGAAACAAGUUUCGGAGAUAUAUUUUGAGGGUGGAGGUGACUACAUCGUGCAGGCGUGGGUUAUCAAACCCCGGGAUUUUGAUCCUCAGCAGAAGUACCCAUUAUGUCUGCUUGUCCAUGGAGGACCCGUUGGUGCGUGGGGAGACGGAUGGAGCACAAGGUGGAACCCGGCUGUUUGGGCUGAACAGGGUUAUAUUGUUGUGGCACCAAAUAUCACAGGUAGCGUUGGGUUUGGCAUGGAUUUCGCAGAAGGGGUUAGAGAUAGCUGGGGAUCGCGGCCAUAUGAUGAUCUCAUCAAUUGCUUGGAGCAUGUCAAAAGUAUGCCCGGCAUUGACAUGGAAAAUGCAGUGGCGGCUGGCGGGAGUUAUGGUGGCUAUAUGAUGAACUGGAUCCAAGGAAAUGAGCUUGGCCGCCGGUUCAAAGCCCUCGUUUGCCACGACGGCAUCUUCCAUUUACCCUCGUUCAUGCUCCAGACAGACUUUGUUGUAACGGACGACUUUUUCGGCGGCCCUCCCUUCAUGUGGAGCAACUUUGACGGCUUGGAAAGGUAUAAUCCUGCCCGCCCGGAUCUGCUGAAGAAUUGGAAGACACCCAUGCUCGUCAUCCACAGCGACAAGGACUAUCGAUGCCCCAUUACCGAUGGCCUCGCCGCUUACCGUACCCUCAAGGUCCUUGGAACCCCAGCAAGAUUCAUGAGCUUUCCGGACGAGAAUCAUUUUGUGAUGAAGGAAGAGAACUCGCUGGAGUGGCACCGACAAGUUUUUGCGUGGAUUAAUAAGUGGUCUGGUAUUGCGGAGAAGAAUUUAAGGCACUAA